Molecule: messenger RNA, 4988 nt
Organism: Macaca mulatta (Rhesus monkey)
Lineage: Eukaryota; Metazoa; Chordata; Mammalia; Primates; Cercopithecidae
Gene: MAU2
Product: MAU2 sister chromatid cohesion factor
Biological process (GO): mitotic sister chromatid cohesion
Molecular function (GO): protein binding
Source: RefSeq, a predicted model, not a curated record
ACGGCGUCGCCCUUUUUACACCUUCCCGGAGCGGCGGUCAUCCCAAAUACAAACUACAUGUUCCAGGAUGCUUUGGGCGGCAGAUCUCGCGGAAGCCGCGAGAGAGCCCGGCCCCGCCUCGCGCGCCUGCUUCCGCCUCCCUGUGGCGGCGGCUUGUUGUUGUGGAGGCCAAAAUGGCGGCUCAGGCGGCGGCGGCGGCGCAGGCGGCGGCGGCCCAGGCUGCGCAGGCCGAGGCGGCCGACUCUUGGUACCUGGCGCUUCUGGGCUUCGCUGAGCACUUCCGCACUUCCAGUCCGCCCAAAAUCCGCCUGUGCGUGCACUGCUUGCAGGCCGUGUUCCCCUUCAAGCCGCCCCAGCGCAUCGAGGCCCGUACACACCUGCAACUGGGCUCCGUUCUCUAUCACCACACCAAGAACAGCGAGCAGGCGCGCAGCCACCUGGAGAAGGCGUGGUUGAUAUCACAGCAAAUCCCGCAGUUCGAAGAUGUUAAAUUUGAAGCAGCAAGUCUGUUGUCUGAAUUGUACUGUCAAGAGAAUUCCGUCGAUGCAGCAAAGCCGCUGCUGCGGAAGGCGAUACAGAUCUCACAGCAGACCCCGUAUUGGCACUGCCGCCUGCUCUUCCAGCUCGCUCAACUGCACACGCUUGAGAAGGACCUGGUGUCGGCCUGUGACCUCCUGGGUGUGGGGGCCGAGUACGCCCGGGUAGUGGGAUCUGAGUACACACGGGCGCUGUUCCUCCUCAGCAAGGGGAUGCUGCUGCUGAUGGAGCGCAAGCUGCAGGAGGUGCACCCGCUGCUGACCCUCUGUGGGCAGAUCGUGGAGAACUGGCAGGGGAACCCCAUCCAGAAGGAGUCGCUGCGUGUCUUCUUCCUGGUGCUCCAGGUCACUCACUAUUUGGAUGCCGGGCAGGUGAAGAGCGUGAAGCCGUGUCUGAAGCAGCUGCAGCAGUGCAUCCAGACCAUCUCCACGCUGCACGAUGAUGAGAUCCUGCCCAGCAACCCCGCUGACCUCUUCCACUGGCUGCCCAAGGAGCACAUGUGUGUGCUUGUCUACCUGGUGACUGUGAUGCACUCCAUGCAGGCCGGCUACCUGGAGAAGGCGCAGAAGUACACGGACAAGGCCCUCAUGCAGCUGGAGAAGCUCAAGAUGCUGGACUGCAGCCCCAUCCUGUCAUCCUUCCAAGUGAUCCUGCUGGAGCACAUCAUCAUGUGCCGCCUCGUCACGGGUCACAAGGCCACGGCGCUGCAGGAGAUCUCCCAGGUCUGCCAGCUGUGCCAGCAGUCCCCCCGGCUCUUCUCCAACCACGCAGCACAGCUGCACACACUGCUGGGCCUGUACUGUGUCUCCGUCAACUGCAUGGACAACGCGGAAGCCCAGUUCACCACAGCCCUGCGGCUCACCAACCACCAGGAGCUGUGGGCCUUCAUUGUCACCAACCUGGCGAGUGUGUAUAUACGGGAAGGAAAUAGACACCAAGAGCUCUACAGUCUACUGGAGAGGAUCAACCCAGACCACAGCUUCCCUGUCAGCUCACACUGCCUCCGAGCGGCUGCCUUCUACGUGCGUGGGCUCUUCUCCUUCUUCCAGGGACGCUACAACGAGGCCAAGCGAUUUCUGCGGGAAACUCUGAAGAUGUCCAAUGCCGAGGACCUGAACCGGCUCACAGCCUGCUCCCUUGUGCUCCUGGGCCACAUCUUCUAUGUGCUGGGAAACCACAGGGAGAGUAACAACAUGGUGGUACCUGCCAUGCAGCUCGCCAGCAAGAUCCCGGACAUGUCGGUACAGCUGUGGUCGUCAGCACUGCUGCGAGACCUGAAUAAAGCCUGUGGGAACGCCAUGGACGCCCAUGAAGCCGCCCAGAUGCACCAGAACUUCUCGCAGCAGCUGCUCCAGGACCACAUUGAGGCCUGCAGCCUCCCCGAACACAACCUCAUCACGUGGACAGACGGUCCACCCCCUGUGCAGUUCCAAGCUCAGAAUGGACCCAACACCAGCCUGGCCAGCCUCCUGUGAGGCCUUGAUGGGGCCAUCCAGCUCCACAGGGCCUGCGCGUCUCCGGCUUCCACCCAGACGGCACUCAAGCCUGCCCCUGAGGCGUGCUUCCUUCCUGACUGUCUCUAGAGCUUCCAAGUUCUGGGAAUGUGCGCGGCCAGUCCCUGCCCUCCCAGGAGGGGUGGCAGCCGUUCCCAUCUCGCACCAGGACCCCCACUGCAGAGGCUCACAGGUGGCACACAGGCGCUGUCUCUCCAGAGCCAUCCUUCAGAGUGGACCUCAGUGCCAGUCGUGCCUCUGCAACUGGGUCACGUCGGCCCAGAGUAGGGUACAGGCCUCCAGCAGGUCCUAAUCCUGUGUGCCAGGGCAGGCGGUGCCCCAGGGGCACCAUGCCUGACUCUCCAUCGCCCAGGCCUUGAUGCCGAGCAGGAGUAGAGUGUUUCCUCUGCUCAAGGCAAUUUCCAGAGCCCAGACACCCGUUUCUGGCCUGAAUUUGGAGGAAAGAAGUAAUGGCCCACGUGUGGGACGAAGCACAGAUCCCAGCACUUUUCCCAGCUUUCUCUCCAGCGUCGGUCCCUGCAGCAGCCGGGGCCUCUGGUCAGGAACCCUCAGGGACCCAGGAACUCAGCUUCCAAACAUCUGCACCUUGACCGGACUCGCCAUCCCGCUGUAGGGGUGCAGGUGAUUGUAAACACGGGUGUGCAUGUGCAUGCACACGGGUGUGCGGUGAAGAUCUGUGGAGCUGGAGCUGGGAGCUGAGGCUCCUGUUGCACCAGCCACCUUCCCCCAUCUUGUGGCUACUGAGGGGCAGGAAGUGGGGGAGUGGGUUUCUCUCCCAAAUUUAAGAUCACCUCCUCAGCUAGCUUAGAGUGCAUGGCACGGGCCCCCCGCCCCCCAGAUCUGGAGCCCAGGGACCUUCUUCCUGGCAGAUCUGUGGCCUUCCCUGCAAAGGACGUCUGUAGGCUCAGCCUCUUGGUCCCCCACCCUGCCGCCUUGCUUUCCCUGCUGGGUCUCUGGGGCAUAGUGUGAAACCCCCACCCUAGCGAGGCCCCAGGGAGUCUCUGCUGGGCCCAGACAGCAGCAUUUGGUUGUAUCCACUUUUCUUGAUAAUCAGGAGGUGCCCCAGUGGUCACAGUGUGGCAUUGUGAGUUGGGGGGUCAGGGGUCAAGAUAUCAGCAGCAGGUGUCAGGACUCAGGACACCAUCCCCUCCAGCUUCUGGGGCCCAGGAGCCUCUCCCUGCUGCAGGGGGUGGGGGUCCUGCUCGGCAGGGUAGGUGGUGGUUUCAGGUCUUGUCACCCUUGCUUGGUGGAGCUGCCUCUGGGAGCUUCGGCGUCUGUGACUGAAGGGAUGCUGGAUUGCUCAGGUCAGCUGCUCAGGGCUCCCAGGCUAGGUGUGCCUUAGCCACAGGCAGGGCUGUCAAUAACCCCCUUCCUCACUGGCCAGUACCUGACAUCAGCACCAGUGACAGGCUGGUCAGAGGGCAGGGCUGGUGAGGGUUUGUCCUAAGAGGACCACCACCAUCUCUGGGUCUCCAGGGGGAGAGCCUGGCCCUGUCCUGUGCUACCCGGGGCUGCCCCCAGACCCGUGAGGCCAAUAGGAGAGCGUGUGGCACUGACCCACAAGCUGUCCCUGUCCCGUCUUCCUCCUGAGCCAUGGCCUCUGCUAGCUCCACCUUGAAGGAGCCCCUCAGAUCCUCCCCUACAUCACUGAGAUGCCACCACUUGUGUCUCCACAAUGUGCUCCUGCCUACCUGGGUCCCGCACUGUCUGACCCCUGCACACCACACUCAUGUCACCACGGCGUGCAUCAUGUUCAUCCCCAUCUAUUUAUUUAAGCCUUUCUUUGCUUGUAGGGCAUUUUGUAUGUAGAGCAGUUGAAAACAGAACCUCAGAACUUAACAUCUGUCCUGAUGUUAAAGUGCUUUUCAUGACCACCCCGUUAUCUAUGUAUAUGUAAAGUUAAGGAUGAGAUCUUAAGUUUACAAUUAAAAACUCAGUACUCGAUAUUUAAUAUUCUACUCGAGCUUUAUGGAAGCCAAAUCAUGUGCGUGUGUGUGUGUGUGCGUGCGUGUGUGCAAGCUUUGAACCUCCUUCCACGGCCGCAUCUUCUGAUGACACAAAGCUUUUGACAAGGACCUUCUUGUGAGUCACUCAGCGCCUCAUAGUGUCUCAUUCAAUUGCAAGAAUAGAGGCCAGACACGGGGGCGCAUGCCUGCAAUCCCAGCUAACUGGGAGGCUGAGGCAGGAGGAUCACUUGAGCCCAGGAGAUUGAGGCUGCAGUGAGCAUGUUCACGCCACUGCACUCCCGCCUGGGUGAUGGUGAGACUUUGUGUCAAAAUAAAUAAAUAAAUAAAACGAGUCCCUGAGGACACAUCACACAGUCUCCUAUAGCUAAGUGUCUAGGAAGAAAUAAAAACUCCAGACCCUUCAGUGGAUGAGGACAAGGAGGUCGCCGAAAGGCAUUCUGUUGACAGAUGAACAGCUGAAAGCUGGCCAGACCCUCCUGUAUGCCUCUGCCCUUGUCCUGUGGCCUGUGGGUUGUGAGGUCUGACGAGGAAGCCACCUACAGCAGGAAGCGAGGCUGCCGUGUGUCCUUCAGACAGCUGUCUUUCCCCAGCUCUGUCCCUAUAGUUGCCUGCCGGUGGGCGAGGGUCCUCUCCCCGGGAGAAGCACUCCCAGCCCCGUUUAUCAGAAGCAGGCAGGGAAAUUGGAACUGCCACCCAACCGGCAUGGUGGCUCAAUUUGUUGGUUGCGUUGUCAGUUGUCUAUUCUGUUAAGGUUUUUAAUAAGUACGUUUGGCAUAAUGUAUUUUAAUGGGUUUGUAAUAUCGUAAUGGUUUUAGCAGCCUAUAACUUUUCAGCUGGUGCUUUUACUUAGGGAAAAAAAGACAAUUUGUAAAUACAGAACAUUGUUUAAAAGACGUAACCAUAGAACAUAGCUUCCUGUUUGUGGAUUUCGUUUCCUAUAUAUUCAAAGUAAAAUGACUUACAGGAGCCA